AUGUGGAUGAUGAGCAGAAUGGGACGCGUGCAUGCGAGCGCAAUGAGGCGUGCAUUCGCUGGACAGCCUCGCACGUAUACUCGGAUGGCGACUGUGGCUGGACGGCCGCGUGUAGGAUGGCCCCCGAUGCUGGUGCGGCAAGGGACGAUGCUGCCAAGCCGCAGUAUGUUUAUCCAGACCGAAUCGACGCCGAACGAAGACUCGCUCAAGUUCCUGCCAGGAUGCAGGGUGAUGGAAAAGGGCACCGCAGAGUUUUUGGACCAACGAUCGUCGAUGACGUCACCACUUGCCAAAGACCUGUUUGCUUUGGACGGCGUAAGUGGCGUGUUUUACGGGCCAGACUUUGUCACGGUGACCAAAGAUACCGACACGCCAUGGUCCGCGAUCAAGCCAGAAGUGUACAGUACGAUGAUGGAAUUUUUCACGGCUGGCCACAGCCUGUUUCCUGAUCCCAGCAGCGCACAACCUGGCUCCGAUACGACAAUCCUCGAUACAGACUCGGAAGUGGUGGCGAUGAUCAAGGAGCUUCUCGACACGCGUGUGCGUCCAGCGAUCCAGGAAGACGGCGGUGAUCUCGAGUACCGUGGCUUUGGCGAAGACAGUGACGGCAUUGUGCGAGUCAAGUUGAAGGGUAGUUGCCGUGGAUGUGACAGCUCGACAGUGACGCUCAAGUCAGGCAUCGAGCGCAUGCUGAUGCAUUACGUGCCAGAAGUGCAAGGUGUUGAGCAGGUGCUGGAUCCAGAGGAGCAAGUCGCGAUGGACGAGUUCACAAAGCUCGAAGACCGACUGAAGAAGCAGCGCGAAGAGCGUGCACGCGGCUUUUCGUUGUGA
Messenger RNA from Malassezia globosa CBS 7966, 831 nucleotides. RefSeq lists its product as uncharacterized. Bases 1 to 831 code for a protein of 276 amino acids. The record is from RefSeq and is a predicted model, not a curated record. Gene Ontology annotation, biological process: iron-sulfur cluster assembly. The transcript has a single exon. Gene Ontology annotation, molecular function: 4 iron, 4 sulfur cluster binding; iron ion binding. Gene Ontology annotation, cellular component: mitochondrion. Lineage: Eukaryota; Fungi; Basidiomycota; Malasseziomycetes; Malasseziales; Malasseziaceae.